AUGAUUUUGUUUUUAUUCUUUGCCUUUGUCUUAGGUUUCUUGAAUCAGAUUGAUGCAGGUGGACCACAGUUUGUGUCUGGGACCAACAAGAGCGAUGAUGUUGUUUGCUUAAAUAGGAAUGCAGCAAUACCUGCGAAAGAGGGUUCGGCACUCCCCUGGAUCAACAUCCCAGGGAAGCUCAAGUAUUAUUCCUGUGGGACAAAGAGUUGCUGGGGAGUUAACUCAGAUGAUGACAUCUACUUUAGGACUGAUGUUGUUACUGAUUCCUGUGUGGGCACGCAAUGGCAACAAAUCACUGGCAAACUCUCCAUGAUUGAAGUAUCAACAGAGGAUUCAGUGUAUGGUGUGAACAGUGCUGGAGAACUUUACAAGCGGGAUGGAAUUUCCUGUGACAAUCCCACAGGGACAACUUGGAAGAAGGUGGCUAUUCAAGGCGUGUUAGUAAAACAUGUCUCCCUUGACCUUGGAACUGUCUGGCUUAUCACAAAAGAUGGAAGUAUAUUAACGUGUGGACAGUAGUGUGGGAACUAUAAAUCCUUUCCCAGUACAGCCUUGAAGACUAACAAAAGCAAAUCAUUUUCUGAUCUGUAAAAUGUCAGCAGAACCUGAUAUUGAAUCAUUGGUCCCAAAUUACUUUGAAUCUGUUGGAAUAGAGAAGUCAAGGUGGAAGUAGUUGUAUAACACUUAAAUGCUUUUCUUUUAGUACAUGCAUGUUAUGUAUAAUGCUGAUCUAUUACUAAGUAAAGUAAUUUCUACACAAAGAGGAUGAGACCCUGAUGUACACUAUCUUCUUCUGAUACAACACUUUGUGAUACUGGAGAAAACAUUCUCAAAACUGUCAGGUUCCUACAUAUAUAACAGUGCACAGAAUUUUCUAAACUCUGACAAUUUUCUUUCUGGUUAAUAAUAUAUAUUUUUCCUGUGUGCAUGUCUUCUUUAGUUGGUAUUGUAAUUCUGACCUAUCUCAUCCCCAGUAGCUCAUUUACCUCUUACUUCUACUUGUAAGUGGUAACACUAGAUGGUGUGUGUGGAGCUUACAAGACUUCUCAGUAAGAUGGGAUCAUACUGCACUGAUUUGCAAUCAAUUCCCACAUUUACUAACCUUUGUAGUGUCACAUGUAUACCGUUCUGUGCAGGAGGCGUGUCUCAACAUCUGCUGGCUGACAGCCAGGCA
Protopterus annectens (West African lungfish) is the source of this 1174-nucleotide messenger RNA. RefSeq names its product fish-egg lectin-like. The record is from RefSeq and is a predicted model, not a curated record. NCBI's taxonomy places the organism in Eukaryota, Metazoa, Chordata, Ceratodontiformes, Protopteridae. The transcript has 2 exons. The coding region runs from base 1 to 519 and encodes 172 amino acids.